This is a messenger RNA of Scleropages formosus (Asian bonytongue), 19038 nucleotides long. RefSeq names its product neuroblast differentiation-associated protein AHNAK-like. Gene Ontology annotation, molecular function: protein binding. Bases 16 to 18303 code for a protein of 6095 amino acids. Gene Ontology annotation, biological process: regulation of RNA splicing. The record is from RefSeq and is a predicted model, not a curated record. The transcript is spliced from 4 exons. Lineage: Eukaryota; Metazoa; Chordata; Actinopteri; Osteoglossiformes; Osteoglossidae. Gene Ontology annotation, cellular component: nucleus; cytoplasm; costamere.
CGCUCCUCUGCCAAAAUGAGUCAGACUGAGGAGAUGGAGGACAUUGAGUCAGGUGUCAUUGUGAAAGCAGUAAAAGAGGCUGGUGCUGAAGGUUUGGUAGUGAGAGGAGGGGGAAAGGAGGGAAUCUUUGUUAAAGAAGUGAAACCAGAGUCACCGGCAUCAAAGCAGCUUGGUGUAAAAGAAGGUGACCAAAUACUCAGUGCAACAGUUUAUUUUGAUGAUGUCUCAUACGAGGAUGCUCUACAGAUCCUGGAGCAUGCCCAGGCAUGCAAAAUGGAGCUCUGUUUGAAACGGAAGACCCCUUCUACACAAUCAACACUGGAAAGAUCAACAGACACACAUUUGGAGAUGAUCUCAGGGGAAGAAGGAGCAAGUCCAGUAGAAAGAGGACGCAGAAAGACACAAAGACGUCAUGAAGCACGAAUCUCAUGGCCAAAGUUCCCUUCCUUUAGCAGGGGGCGCAAAGCCUACUUCAAAAGGUCUCACAGUACAUCUGAGGCAGAGGAGGAAAAGUUGCAAAUGAGCCCAACAACCAGUGAUACUGAGUCACCAAUCAAGACUCAAGAGGAUGCGAAGGACAAAACAAAGAGACAAAAAGUUAAAGUUUCAAAGGGAAAGAUGAGCCUGAGAAGCAAAUCCGCUGACCAGAACGAGAACCUUGCUGUAGAAGCAGCACUGGGAUUUGUGGAAAAGAAAGAGACUUUAGAGGAAACCUCAGACCUGCAGUCUCCAGAGCCUCAGGAGAGAAUGUUAACAGAGACACCUCAGACACUUCUGCUUGAUGAGCCAGGGAGAAAGGAAACAGCAAGGAUCAGAAAUGAAUGUACAUUUCCUAGUGUGUCUGGUACUGAGGCGGAAAUCGGCCAGCACAAAUCAGAGCUCAUCAGCUUGGACAAGACAUUAAAAACCACUGACAUCACAAAAUCUCUUGCUGAUCAAAAACAUCAGUCAGCAAAGCACUCCCCAGAUGGAAAAAAGAGGAAGAAGAAAGAGAGGUCAGAACUUAAAGUAAAUAUUCAAGGAAAGGAAAAGGAAGAAUGGAGUCCAGAUUGUCUCUUAACAUCCCUUCAACCACUGGUGGCACAUUCAUCUCCCAAAGUCUCAAAAACACCAGAUACUGAGGACAGGGCUCCUGAUCUCUCCAUAGUACUGGACAGCACAGUGAGUCCCAGAGUAAUAUCACAUGCUGAGGUAAAGGAACACCAAAUGGCAAUUGAUAUUACCACUCAGAGAAUCAAUAUCAGCCAAUCAACCCUAGUAGACCAAAAAAGUGCAGGAGAAAAACUUUCUUCACAAAUCAUGGCCAAAAAGGAGAAUGUAGAUGCUAACAAGACAAAAGCAGACAUAUCAUUUGGGAUGCCAGAUGUUAGCACCUCUCAGAAAUAUCAAAAGACAGCAUCUGGAAAACAGCGGAAAGAAAGAAGUAUACUAAUUUCUGACUUGGAGAGAUAUGGAAUCCGAAGCAGAAGUUCAACAACUGACAGAGACUUGACAAAAACACAUUUUGUGGUUCCAACGACUAAGGUGGACACUAGUCCUCUAAAGACAAUUGUGCCAUCAUCAGGUGGUUUGUUUCAAAACAUCUCUGACAUGAACAGCUCCAAAUCUUCCUCUGCUGCAUCCUUCCUCAGUGAAAAACCCCAAGAGAAAGUAUCUGAUUAUAAAGGCAGUGGAUACUCAAAGGCACUUGAUGUAGGCAUCAAAGAUUCAUCGUUAAACAUAGAUGAUUCGGACCUCUCAGCAGAGACAAACACUGAUGACUUCAAAGGUAAAUUUGACACAAGUAUAUCUCCAAAAUUCAAAGUGCCAAAGAUGGACUUAAAAGACUUCAGUGUACAUGAACCCAUUGCAAAGACAGAGACUGAUAUAACACAUGUGGAACGCAAGGAGCCUAAGGUUAAAAUUAAGGUACCAAAUACAGAUCAACAGAUCCUAGCUGAAAAAAUUGAAAAAAAGAUCCAUCUCCCAAAACGAGAAGACAUUGAGAUACCAGGUAUGGAAGCCACAGAAUCAAAAGGAAUUCUUCCAUUGUCAGCUCUUAAGAUGACUGUAGACAUCCAUAUGCAGAAGGCAGGUGUUGAUGACGUCAAGGGGGUAUCUCCUAAAACUGAUUUGUCCACAGUCAAGCUGCCAAAAAUUGACCUACCAGACCUUGAUACGCACCAACACAUCACAAAGAAAGAUAUUACUGCUGAAAAGGUGAAACUAAAGGAUGCAGCAGAUAUUCCAAAGCCCAAAACUCCAGAGAUGAUAACAAAGCAACAAGAUGUUAGUGCCAUUACGCCUCAAACUGUACCAAAUACAGCUAGCAGCUAUGAUAUGGGUGAUAAAACUGAGGGUAAAAUAAAAGCUUUUGAAAUGCCAAAACAGACAGAGAAUUAUUCAAUAGCUGAGUUAACAAAAAGAUCAGCUCCCACAUUUAAACUUCCAAAACCUAAAUUUCCUGAUGCAGAUUCCCAUGAACCUAUUUUGAUGACAAAAUUGGAGUCUUCAGAAGUUAAUGCUGAAAUCCUAGGCCCGAAGGGUGAAGUAAACAUACAAAAAGAGAGGGAGGGUGAAAAGAUACGCAUUGAGCAACUUAAAGUUAACAGGCCUGAAAUUAGAAUGAAACUACCAAACCGAGAAGAUUUUGAGAUACCAGGUAGGGAAGCUAAAAUUGCAUCUACAGACAGUAUUGGGUCACUAGCUAUCAAGCACCCUCAAACUGGAGAGGUCAUAGUUCCAGCAACUGGAAAUACUGAAAUGCAAAAGCUUCAGGCAGAUAUUAGUGCUAAUGCAAUUAAAGAUACUGACUUUAAGAUAAGUGUUUCAGCAAUGAAGCUGCCCAAAGUGGAAUUUUCAGGGCCUGAUCGUGAUCAGCAGAUCACAAAGACAGAUGUUAAUGCGGGAAAAAAAGCAGAUCUGAAAAAUGAAAUUUCAAAUACUGAUGUCCAAGACAAAGAAUUAGUAGCACAGGUCAAGAAAGGAAAAUUCAAAGUACCCCAAAUGCCAUACGAUGACAUAUCAAUUCCCACUCUGAAAUCUGAGAUAAAAGUUCAAAAACCAGGAAAUGAAGUUAGACCAGACAUAACAACUACAAAAUCAGUUGAAGCAAAAACUCCAGAAGCCCAAGCAAAGCAGACACAAAGUAAAGCUCAAGAUGUAACAGUAAAAAUGGAAAGGACUGAUCUAAAAUAUACUGUUAAAGAGUCUUCUUUUGUAAUAUCUAAACCUGAAUUGAAACUUCCAGAAGUAUCAGAUACUGAAAUGAAGAUUUCAGAUGUCAGUGAUAAUGCUGAACCUUCAAAACAUCAGAUGACAAUCUCAAGAAAGACAGUUGACAUCAAAAAGGAUAAAGCAGAGUCAGAAGGACUGAAAAAAGACAUGGAUUCUGAGAACAAAGGAGAUCUGUUUGAAAAACUCUCUAAAGUGAAAACUGAAAUGCAAGAGGUGGGUGCUAAGCCUGAUGUGAAAGGCCCUAAGCUGUCUGGAGACUUCAGUCUACCAUCGGUGAAUGUUUCACUCACAAAACCGGAUGCUGGCAUUGCCGUUCCAACGGUCAGCGUGGACGGAAGCUCAGCAGAUGUGGAACUUCCAGGAACUCAGUUUAAGGUUUCAGGACAGACACCUUCUUUGGAUAUCCAAGGCUCCAGUGUUGACAUUGAAGGUCCAGGUGUAGAUGUGGACAUGCAGGGUAAAGGAGCUGACCUGCAAGGACAAGGGAGCAAGUUUAAGAUGGCCAAAUUUGGAAUCUCUAUGCCAAAAGUGAAAGGCCCCGAGGUGGACAUCAGCAUCUCAAAGCCAGGCGUUGACAUCUCCCUGCCAAAGGCACAGGCUACAGCUCAGUUACCCAGUGUCGAUGUUGAGGUCCCCUCAGCGGAAGGACAAGCGGAACUUCCUGAAGCAGACAUUAAGGACAUUGACGUGAAGCUGAAGAAACCAAAGGUAUCAUUCCCAAAGUUUGGAUUUUCCAAAGAUGGUAAAGCUCCUGAAGUUGAUGUGAGCCUUUCCAAAGGGGAAGUGCCUGUCCCAGAGGGAAGUGUGGAGAUUAAAUCUCCUGAAAUAGAUGGAAAAGCAGACGCAGAAGUCGGAGGUUCUCCUAGUAAAUUCAAACUGCCCCACUUUAAGUUACCCAAAUUUGGAGCUUCGGCACCAAAGGGUAAAGCUGAAUUGACAGACGUACAGGUAGACGUGAAAGUACCGGAAAUUGAGGCGCCCUCAGGAAAAGUUGGAAUGGAAGUUAAAGCCCCAGGCAUUGACAUUGAUAGGCCAGAUGUGGAGCUGGAUAAGACAACAGCCGAAGUGACGAUGCCAGAAAUCAACAUAUCCCUUCCUAAAAUCACAAGACCUGAAAUAGAGUUCAAAACUCCAAAGGCUGAGAUGGACGUUGCGGUAUCAAAGCCCGCCGCUGAAAUGAAGGGUCCGUCUAUUGAAGGAAAAACUGAGAUCCCUGAUAUUGAAGCGGGAGGAAAAGCAAAAUUCCACAUGCCCUCUAUUAAAAUGCCUUCUCUUGGCUUUUCUAAGCCUGAUGUGAAAGGCCCUAAGCUGUCUGGAGACUUCAGUCUACCAUCGGUGAAUGUUUCACUCACAAAACCGGAUGCUGGCAUUGCCGUUCCAACGGUCAGCGUGGACGGAAGCUCAGCAGAUGUGGAACUUCCAGGAACUCAGUUUAAGGUUUCAGGACAGACACCUUCUUUGGAUAUCCAAGGCUCCAGUGUUGACAUUGAAGGUCCAGGUGUAGAUGUGGACAUGCAGGGUAAAGGAGCUGACCUGCAAGGACAAGGGAGCAAGUUUAAGAUGGCCAAAUUUGGAAUCUCUAUGCCAAAAGUGAAAGGCCCCGAGGUGGACAUCAGCAUCUCAAAGCCAGGCGUUGACAUCUCCCUGCCAAAGGCACAGGCUACAGCUCAGUUACCCAGUGUCGAUGUUGAGGUCCCCUCAGCGGAAGGACAAGCGGAACUUCCUGAAGCAGACAUUAAGGACAUUGACGUGAAGCUGAAGAAACCAAAGGUAUCAUUCCCAAAGUUUGGAUUUUCCAAAGAUGGUAAAGCUCCUGAAGUUGAUGUGAGCCUUUCCAAAGGGGAAGUGCCUGUCCCAGAGGGAAGUGUGGAGAUUAAAUCUCCUGAAAUAGAUGGAAAAGCAGACGCAGAAGUCGGAGGUUCUCCUAGUAAAUUCAAACUGCCCCACUUUAAGUUACCCAAAUUUGGAGCUUCGGCACCAAAGGGUAAAGCUGAAUUGACAGACGUACAGGUAGACGUGAAAGUACCGGAAAUUGAGGCGCCCUCAGGAAAAGUUGGAAUGGAAGUUAAAGCCCCAGGCAUUGACAUUGAUAGGCCAGAUGUGGAGCUGGAUAAGACAACAGCCGAAGUGACGAUGCCAGAAAUCAACAUAUCCCUUCCUAAAAUCACAAGACCUGAAAUAGAGUUCAAAACUCCAAAGGCUGAGAUGGACGUUGCGGUAUCAAAGCCCGCCGCUGAAAUGAAGGGUCCGUCUAUUGAAGGAAAAACUGAGAUCCCUGAUAUUGAAGCGGGAGGAAAAGCAAAAUUCCACAUGCCCUCUAUUAAAAUGCCUUCUCUUGGCUUUUCUAAGCCUGAUGUGAAAGGCCCUAAGCUGUCUGGAGACUUCAGUCUACCAUCGGUGAAUGUUUCACUCACAAAACCGGAUGCUGGCAUUGCCGUUCCAACGGUCAGCGUGGACGGAAGCUCAGCAGAUGUGGAACUUCCAGGAACUCAGUUUAAGGUUUCAGGACAGACACCUUCUUUGGAUAUCCAAGGCUCCAGUGUUGACAUUGAAGGUCCAGGUGUAGAUGUGGACAUGCAGGGUAAAGGAGCUGACCUGCAAGGACAAGGGAGCAAGUUUAAGAUGGCCAAAUUUGGAAUCUCUAUGCCAAAAGUGAAAGGCCCCGAGGUGGACAUCAGCAUCUCAAAGCCAGGCGUUGACAUCUCCCUGCCAAAGGCACAGGCUACAGCUCAGUUACCCAGUGUCGAUGUUGAGGUCCCCUCAGCGGAAGGACAAGCGGAACUUCCUGAAGCAGACAUUAAGGACAUUGACGUGAAGCUGAAGAAACCAAAGGUAUCAUUCCCAAAGUUUGGAUUUUCCAAAGAUGGUAAAGCUCCUGAAGUUGAUGUGAGCCUUUCCAAAGGGGAAGUGCCUGUCCCAGAGGGAAGUGUGGAGAUUAAAUCUCCUGAAAUAGAUGGAAAAGCAGACGCAGAAGUCGGAGGUUCUCCUAGUAAAUUCAAACUGCCCCACUUUAAGUUACCCAAAUUUGGAGCUUCGGCACCAAAGGGUAAAGCUGAAUUGACAGACGUACAGGUAGACGUGAAAGUACCGGAAAUUGAGGCGCCCUCAGGAAAAGUUGGAAUGGAAGUUAAAGCCCCAGGCAUUGACAUUGAUAGGCCAGAUGUGGAGCUGGAUAAGACAACAGCCGAAGUGACGAUGCCAGAAAUCAACAUAUCCCUUCCUAAAAUCACAAGACCUGAAAUAGAGUUCAAAACUCCAAAGGCUGAGAUGGACGUUGCGGUAUCAAAGCCCGCCGCUGAAAUGAAGGGUCCGUCUAUUGAAGGAAAAACUGAGAUCCCUGAUAUUGAAGCGGGAGGAAAAGCAAAAUUCCACAUGCCCUCUAUUAAAAUGCCUUCUCUUGGCUUUUCUAAGCCUGAUGUGAAAGGCCCUAAGCUGUCUGGAGACUUCAGUCUACCAUCGGUGAAUGUUUCACUCACAAAACCGGAUGCUGGCAUUGCCGUUCCAACGGUCAGCGUGGACGGAAGCUCAGCAGAUGUGGAACUUCCAGGAACUCAGUUUAAGGUUUCAGGACAGACACCUUCUUUGGAUAUCCAAGGCUCCAGUGUUGACAUUGAAGGUCCAGGUGUAGAUGUGGACAUGCAGGGUAAAGGAGCUGACCUGCAAGGACAAGGGAGCAAGUUUAAGAUGGCCAAAUUUGGAAUCUCUAUGCCAAAAGUGAAAGGCCCCGAGGUGGACAUCAGCAUCUCAAAGCCAGGCGUUGACAUCUCCCUGCCAAAGGCACAGGCUACAGCUCAGUUACCCAGUGUCGAUGUUGAGGUCCCCUCAGCGGAAGGACAAGCGGAACUUCCUGAAGCAGACAUUAAGGACAUUGACGUGAAGCUGAAGAAACCAAAGGUAUCAUUCCCAAAGUUUGGAUUUUCCAAAGAUGGUAAAGCUCCUGAAGUUGAUGUGAGCCUUUCCAAAGGGGAAGUGCCUGUCCCAGAGGGAAGUGUGGAGAUUAAAUCUCCUGAAAUAGAUGGAAAAGCAGACGCAGAAGUCGGAGGUUCUCCUAGUAAAUUCAAACUGCCCCACUUUAAGUUACCCAAAUUUGGAGCUUCGGCACCAAAGGGUAAAGCUGAAUUGACAGACGUACAGGUAGACGUGAAAGUACCGGAAAUUGAGGCGCCCUCAGGAAAAGUUGGAAUGGAAGUUAAAGCCCCAGGCAUUGACAUUGAUAGGCCAGAUGUGGAGCUGGAUAAGACAACAGCCGAAGUGACGAUGCCAGAAAUCAACAUAUCCCUUCCUAAAAUCACAAGACCUGAAAUAGAGUUCAAAACUCCAAAGGCUGAGAUGGACGUUGCGGUAUCAAAGCCCGCCGCUGAAAUGAAGGGUCCGUCUAUUGAAGGAAAAACUGAGAUCCCUGAUAUUGAAGCGGGAGGAAAAGCAAAAUUCCACAUGCCCUCUAUUAAAAUGCCUUCUCUUGGCUUUUCUAAGCCUGAUGUGAAAGGCCCUAAGCUGUCUGGAGACUUCAGUCUACCAUCGGUGAAUGUUUCACUCACAAAACCGGAUGCUGGCAUUGCCGUUCCAACGGUCAGCGUGGACGGAAGCUCAGCAGAUGUGGAACUUCCAGGAACUCAGUUUAAGGUUUCAGGACAGACACCUUCUUUGGAUAUCCAAGGCUCCAGUGUUGACAUUGAAGGUCCAGGUGUAGAUGUGGACAUGCAGGGUAAAGGAGCUGACCUGCAAGGACAAGGGAGCAAGUUUAAGAUGGCCAAAUUUGGAAUCUCUAUGCCAAAAGUGAAAGGCCCCGAGGUGGACAUCAGCAUCUCAAAGCCAGGCGUUGACAUCUCCCUGCCAAAGGCACAGGCUACAGCUCAGUUACCCAGUGUCGAUGUUGAGGUCCCCUCAGCGGAAGGACAAGCGGAACUUCCUGAAGCAGACAUUAAGGACAUUGACGUGAAGCUGAAGAAACCAAAGGUAUCAUUCCCAAAGUUUGGAUUUUCCAAAGAUGGUAAAGCUCCUGAAGUUGAUGUGAGCCUUUCCAAAGGGGAAGUGCCUGUCCCAGAGGGAAGUGUGGAGAUUAAAUCUCCUGAAAUAGAUGGAAAAGCAGACGCAGAAGUCGGAGGUUCUCCUAGUAAAUUCAAACUGCCCCACUUUAAGUUACCCAAAUUUGGAGCUUCGGCACCAAAGGGUAAAGCUGAAUUGACAGACGUACAGGUAGACGUGAAAGUACCGGAAAUUGAGGCGCCCUCAGGAAAAGUUGGAAUGGAAGUUAAAGCCCCAGGCAUUGACAUUGAUAGGCCAGAUGUGGAGCUGGAUAAGACAACAGCCGAAGUGACGAUGCCAGAAAUCAACAUAUCCCUUCCUAAAAUCACAAGACCUGAAAUAGAGUUCAAAACUCCAAAGGCUGAGAUGGACGUUGCGGUAUCAAAGCCCGCCGCUGAAAUGAAGGGUCCGUCUAUUGAAGGAAAAACUGAGAUCCCUGAUAUUGAAGCGGGAGGAAAAGCAAAAUUCCACAUGCCCUCUAUUAAAAUGCCUUCUCUUGGCUUUUCUAAGCCUGAUGUGAAAGGCCCUAAGCUGUCUGGAGACUUCAGUCUACCAUCGGUGAAUGUUUCACUCACAAAACCGGAUGCUGGCAUUGCCGUUCCAACGGUCAGCGUGGACGGAAGCUCAGCAGAUGUGGAACUUCCAGGAACUCAGUUUAAGGUUUCAGGACAGACACCUUCUUUGGAUAUCCAAGGCUCCAGUGUUGACAUUGAAGGUCCAGGUGUAGAUGUGGACAUGCAGGGUAAAGGAGCUGACCUGCAAGGACAAGGGAGCAAGUUUAAGAUGGCCAAAUUUGGAAUCUCUAUGCCAAAAGUGAAAGGCCCCGAGGUGGACAUCAGCAUCUCAAAGCCAGGCGUUGACAUCUCCCUGCCAAAGGCACAGGCUACAGCUCAGUUACCCAGUGUCGAUGUUGAGGUCCCCUCAGCGGAAGGACAAGCGGAACUUCCUGAAGCAGACAUUAAGGACAUUGACGUGAAGCUGAAGAAACCAAAGGUAUCAUUCCCAAAGUUUGGAUUUUCCAAAGAUGGUAAAGCUCCUGAAGUUGAUGUGAGCCUUUCCAAAGGGGAAGUGCCUGUCCCAGAGGGAAGUGUGGAGAUUAAAUCUCCUGAAAUAGAUGGAAAAGCAGACGCAGAAGUCGGAGGUUCUCCUAGUAAAUUCAAACUGCCCCACUUUAAGUUACCCAAAUUUGGAGCUUCGGCACCAAAGGGUAAAGCUGAAUUGACAGACGUACAGGUAGACGUGAAAGUACCGGAAAUUGAGGCGCCCUCAGGAAAAGUUGGAAUGGAAGUUAAAGCCCCAGGCAUUGACAUUGAUAGGCCAGAUGUGGAGCUGGAUAAGACAACAGCCGAAGUGACGAUGCCAGAAAUCAACAUAUCCCUUCCUAAAAUCACAAGACCUGAAAUAGAGUUCAAAACUCCAAAGGCUGAGAUGGACGUUGCGGUAUCAAAGCCCGCCGCUGAAAUGAAGGGUCCGUCUAUUGAAGGAAAAACUGAGAUCCCUGAUAUUGAAGCGGGAGGAAAAGCAAAAUUCCACAUGCCCUCUAUUAAAAUGCCUUCUCUUGGCUUUUCUAAGCCUGAUGUGAAAGGCCCUAAGCUGUCUGGAGACUUCAGUCUACCAUCGGUGAAUGUUUCACUCACAAAACCGGAUGCUGGCAUUGCCGUUCCAACGGUCAGCGUGGACGGAAGCUCAGCAGAUGUGGAACUUCCAGGAACUCAGUUUAAGGUUUCAGGACAGACACCUUCUUUGGAUAUCCAAGGCUCCAGUGUUGACAUUGAAGGUCCAGGUGUAGAUGUGGACAUGCAGGGUAAAGGAGCUGACCUGCAAGGACAAGGGAGCAAGUUUAAGAUGGCCAAAUUUGGAAUCUCUAUGCCAAAAGUGAAAGGCCCCGAGGUGGACAUCAGCAUCUCAAAGCCAGGCGUUGACAUCUCCCUGCCAAAGGCACAGGCUACAGCUCAGUUACCCAGUGUCGAUGUUGAGGUCCCCUCAGCGGAAGGACAAGCGGAACUUCCUGAAGCAGACAUUAAGGACAUUGACGUGAAGCUGAAGAAACCAAAGGUAUCAUUCCCAAAGUUUGGAUUUUCCAAAGAUGGUAAAGCUCCUGAAGUUGAUGUGAGCCUUUCCAAAGGGGAAGUGCCUGUCCCAGAGGGAAGUGUGGAGAUUAAAUCUCCUGAAAUAGAUGGAAAAGCAGACGCAGAAGUCGGAGGUUCUCCUAGUAAAUUCAAACUGCCCCACUUUAAGUUACCCAAAUUUGGAGCUUCGGCACCAAAGGGUAAAGCUGAAUUGACAGACGUACAGGUAGACGUGAAAGUACCGGAAAUUGAGGCGCCCUCAGGAAAAGUUGGAAUGGAAGUUAAAGCCCCAGGCAUUGACAUUGAUAGGCCAGAUGUGGAGCUGGAUAAGACAACAGCCGAAGUGACGAUGCCAGAAAUCAACAUAUCCCUUCCUAAAAUCACAAGACCUGAAAUAGAGUUCAAAACUCCAAAGGCUGAGAUGGACGUUGCGGUAUCAAAGCCCGCCGCUGAAAUGAAGGGUCCGUCUAUUGAAGGAAAAACUGAGAUCCCUGAUAUUGAAGCGGGAGGAAAAGCAAAAUUCCACAUGCCCUCUAUUAAAAUGCCUUCUCUUGGCUUUUCUAAGCCUGAUGUGAAAGGCCCUAAGCUGUCUGGAGACUUCAGUCUACCAUCGGUGAAUGUUUCACUCACAAAACCGGAUGCUGGCAUUGCCGUUCCAACGGUCAGCGUGGACGGAAGCUCAGCAGAUGUGGAACUUCCAGGAACUCAGUUUAAGGUUUCAGGACAGACACCUUCUUUGGAUAUCCAAGGCUCCAGUGUUGACAUUGAAGGUCCAGGUGUAGAUGUGGACAUGCAGGGUAAAGGAGCUGACCUGCAAGGACAAGGGAGCAAGUUUAAGAUGGCCAAAUUUGGAAUCUCUAUGCCAAAAGUGAAAGGCCCCGAGGUGGACAUCAGCAUCUCAAAGCCAGGCGUUGACAUCUCCCUGCCAAAGGCACAGGCUACAGCUCAGUUACCCAGUGUCGAUGUUGAGGUCCCCUCAGCGGAAGGACAAGCGGAACUUCCUGAAGCAGACAUUAAGGACAUUGACGUGAAGCUGAAGAAACCAAAGGUAUCAUUCCCAAAGUUUGGAUUUUCCAAAGAUGGUAAAGCUCCUGAAGUUGAUGUGAGCCUUUCCAAAGGGGAAGUGCCUGUCCCAGAGGGAAGUGUGGAGAUUAAAUCUCCUGAAAUAGAUGGAAAAGCAGACGCAGAAGUCGGAGGUUCUCCUAGUAAAUUCAAACUGCCCCACUUUAAGUUACCCAAAUUUGGAGCUUCGGCACCAAAGGGUAAAGCUGAAUUGACAGACGUACAGGUAGACGUGAAAGUACCGGAAAUUGAGGCGCCCUCAGGAAAAGUUGGAAUGGAAGUUAAAGCCCCAGGCAUUGACAUUGAUAGGCCAGAUGUGGAGCUGGAUAAGACAACAGCCGAAGUGACGAUGCCAGAAAUCAACAUAUCCCUUCCUAAAAUCACAAGACCUGAAAUAGAGUUCAAAACUCCAAAGGCUGAGAUGGACGUUGCGGUAUCAAAGCCCGCCGCUGAAAUGAAGGGUCCGUCUAUUGAAGGAAAAACUGAGAUCCCUGAUAUUGAAGCGGGAGGAAAAGCAAAAUUCCACAUGCCCUCUAUUAAAAUGCCUUCUCUUGGCUUUUCUAAGCCUGAUGUGAAAGGCCCUAAGCUGUCUGGAGACUUCAGUCUACCAUCGGUGAAUGUUUCACUCACAAAACCGGAUGCUGGCAUUGCCGUUCCAACGGUCAGCGUGGACGGAAGCUCAGCAGAUGUGGAACUUCCAGGAACUCAGUUUAAGGUUUCAGGACAGACACCUUCUUUGGAUAUCCAAGGCUCCAGUGUUGACAUUGAAGGUCCAGGUGUAGAUGUGGACAUGCAGGGUAAAGGAGCUGACCUGCAAGGACAAGGGAGCAAGUUUAAGAUGGCCAAAUUUGGAAUCUCUAUGCCAAAAGUGAAAGGCCCCGAGGUGGACAUCAGCAUCUCAAAGCCAGGCGUUGACAUCUCCCUGCCAAAGGCACAGGCUACAGCUCAGUUACCCAGUGUCGAUGUUGAGGUCCCCUCAGCGGAAGGACAAGCGGAACUUCCUGAAGCAGACAUUAAGGACAUUGACGUGAAGCUGAAGAAACCAAAGGUAUCAUUCCCAAAGUUUGGAUUUUCCAAAGAUGGUAAAGCUCCUGAAGUUGAUGUGAGCCUUUCCAAAGGGGAAGUGCCUGUCCCAGAGGGAAGUGUGGAGAUUAAAUCUCCUGAAAUAGAUGGAAAAGCAGACGCAGAAGUCGGAGGUUCUCCUAGUAAAUUCAAACUGCCCCACUUUAAGUUACCCAAAUUUGGAGCUUCGGCACCAAAGGGUAAAGCUGAAUUGACAGACGUACAGGUAGACGUGAAAGUACCGGAAAUUGAGGCGCCCUCAGGAAAAGUUGGAAUGGAAGUUAAAGCCCCAGGCAUUGACAUUGAUAGGCCAGAUGUGGAGCUGGAUAAGACAACAGCCGAAGUGACGAUGCCAGAAAUCAACAUAUCCCUUCCUAAAAUCACAAGACCUGAAAUAGAGUUCAAAACUCCAAAGGCUGAGAUGGACGUUGCGGUAUCAAAGCCCGCCGCUGAAAUGAAGGGUCCGUCUAUUGAAGGAAAAACUGAGAUCCCUGAUAUUGAAGCGGGAGGAAAAGCAAAAUUCCACAUGCCCUCUAUUAAAAUGCCUUCUCUUGGCUUUUCUAAGCCUGAUGUGAAAGGCCCUAAGCUGUCUGGAGACUUCAGUCUACCAUCGGUGAAUGUUUCACUCACAAAACCGGAUGCUGGCAUUGCCGUUCCAACGGUCAGCGUGGACGGAAGCUCAGCAGAUGUGGAACUUCCAGGAACUCAGUUUAAGGUUUCAGGACAGACACCUUCUUUGGAUAUCCAAGGCUCCAGUGUUGACAUUGAAGGUCCAGGUGUAGAUGUGGACAUGCAGGGUAAAGGAGCUGACCUGCAAGGACAAGGGAGCAAGUUUAAGAUGGCCAAAUUUGGAAUCUCUAUGCCAAAAGUGAAAGGCCCCGAGGUGGACAUCAGCAUCUCAAAGCCAGGCGUUGACAUCUCCCUGCCAAAGGCACAGGCUACAGCUCAGUUACCCAGUGUCGAUGUUGAGGUCCCCUCAGCGGAAGGACAAGCGGAACUUCCUGAAGCAGACAUUAAGGACAUUGACGUGAAGCUGAAGAAACCAAAGGUAUCAUUCCCAAAGUUUGGAUUUUCCAAAGAUGGUAAAGCUCCUGAAGUUGAUGUGAGCCUUUCCAAAGGGGAAGUGCCUGUCCCAGAGGGAAGUGUGGAGAUUAAAUCUCCUGAAAUAGAUGGAAAAGCAGACGCAGAAGUCGGAGGUUCUCCUAGUAAAUUCAAACUGCCCCACUUUAAGUUACCCAAAUUUGGAGCUUCGGCACCAAAGGGUAAAGCUGAAUUGACAGACGUACAGGUAGACGUGAAAGUACCGGAAAUUGAGGCGCCCUCAGGAAAAGUUGGAAUGGAAGUUAAAGCCCCAGGCAUUGACAUUGAUAGGCCAGAUGUGGAGCUGGAUAAGACAACAGCCGAAGUGACGAUGCCAGAAAUCAACAUAUCCCUUCCUAAAAUCACAAGACCUGAAAUAGAGUUCAAAACUCCAAAGGCUGAGAUGGACGUUGCGGUAUCAAAGCCCGCCGCUGAAAUGAAGGGUCCGUCUAUUGAAGGAAAAACUGAGAUCCCUGAUAUUGAAGCGGGAGGAAAAGCAAAAUUCCACAUGCCCUCUAUUAAAAUGCCUUCUCUUGGCUUUUCUAAGCCUGAUGUGAAAGGCCCUAAGCUGUCUGGAGACUUCAGUCUACCAUCGGUGAAUGUUUCACUCACAAAACCGGAUGCUGGCAUUGCCGUUCCAACGGUCAGCGUGGACGGAAGCUCAGCAGAUGUGGAACUUCCAGGAACUCAGUUUAAGGUUUCAGGACAGACACCUUCUUUGGAUAUCCAAGGCUCCAGUGUUGACAUUGAAGGUCCAGGUGUAGAUGUGGACAUGCAGGGUAAAGGAGCUGACCUGCAAGGACAAGGGAGCAAGUUUAAGAUGGCCAAAUUUGGAAUCUCUAUGCCAAAAGUGAAAGGCCCCGAGGUGGACAUCAGCAUCUCAAAGCCAGGCGUUGACAUCUCCCUGCCAAAGGCACAGGCUACAGCUCAGUUACCCAGUGUCGAUGUUGAGGUCCCCUCAGCGGAAGGACAAGCGGAACUUCCUGAAGCAGACAUUAAGGACAUUGACGUGAAGCUGAAGAAACCAAAGGUAUCAUUCCCAAAGUUUGGAUUUUCCAAAGAUGGUAAAGCUCCUGAAGUUGAUGUGAGCCUUUCCAAAGGGGAAGUGCCUGUCCCAGAGGGAAGUGUGGAGAUUAAAUCUCCUGAAAUAGAUGGAAAAGCAGACGCAGAAGUCGGAGGUUCUCCUAGUAAAUUCAAACUGCCCCACUUUAAGUUACCCAAAUUUGGAGCUUCGGCACCAAAGGGUAAAGCUGAAUUGACAGACGUACAGGUAGACGUGAAAGUACCGGAAAUUGAGGCGCCCUCAGGAAAAGUUGGAAUGGAAGUUAAAGCCCCAGGCAUUGACAUUGAUAGGCCAGAUGUGGAGCUGGAUAAGACAACAGCCGAAGUGACGAUGCCAGAAAUCAACAUAUCCCUUCCUAAAAUCACAAGACCUGAAAUAGAGUUCAAAACUCCAAAGGCUGAGAUGGACGUUGCGGUAUCAAAGCCCGCCGCUGAAAUGAAGGGUCCGUCUAUUGAAGGAAAAACUGAGAUCCCUGAUAUUGAAGCGGGAGGAAAAGCAAAAUUCCACAUGCCCUCUAUUAAAAUGCCUUCUCUUGGCUUUUCUAAGCCUGAUGUGAAAGGCCCUAAGCUGUCUGGAGACUUCAGUCUACCAUCGGUGAAUGUUUCACUCACAAAACCGGAUGCUGGCAUUGCCGUUCCAACGGUCAGCGUGGACGGAAGCUCAGCAGAUGUGGAACUUCCAGGAACUCAGUUUAAGGUUUCAGGACAGACACCUUCUUUGGAUAUCCAAGGCUCCAGUGUUGACAUUGAAGGUCCAGGUGUAGAUGUGGACAUGCAGGGUAAAGGAGCUGACCUGCAAGGACAAGGGAGCAAGUUUAAGAUGGCCAAAUUUGGAAUCUCUAUGCCAAAAGUGAAAGGCCCCGAGGUGGACAUCAGCAUCUCAAAGCCAGGCGUUGACAUCUCCCUGCCAAAGGCACAGGCUACAGCUCAGUUACCCAGUGUCGAUGUUGAGGUCCCCUCAGCGGAAGGACAAGCGGAACUUCCUGAAGCAGACAUUAAGGACAUUGACGUGAAGCUGAAGAAACCAAAGGUAUCAUUCCCAAAGUUUGGAUUUUCCAAAGAUGGUAAAGCUCCUGAAGUUGAUGUGAGCCUUUCCAAAGGGGAAGUGCCUGUCCCAGAGGGAAGUGUGGAGAUUAAAUCUCCUGAAAUAGAUGGAAAAGCAGACGCAGAAGUCGGAGGUUCUCCUAGUAAAUUCAAACUGCCCCACUUUAAGUUACCCAAAUUUGGAGCUUCGGCACCAAAGGGUAAAGCUGAAUUGACAGACGUACAGGUAGACGUGAAAGUACCGGAAAUUGAGGCGCCCUCAGGAAAAGUUGGAAUGGAAGUUAAAGCCCCAGGCAUUGACAUUGAUAGGCCAGAUGUGGAGCUGGAUAAGACAACAGCCGAAGUGACGAUGCCAGAAAUCAACAUAUCCCUUCCUAAAAUCACAAGACCUGAAAUAGAGUUCAAAACUCCAAAGGCUGAGAUGGACGUUGCGGUAUCAAAGCCCGCCGCUGAAAUGAAGGGUCCGUCUACUGAAGAAAAUUUGAGGGGAAUAGACGUCAAAGUUGAUGCAGACACUGGAGGCUCUUCCAGAAAAUUCAAGCUUCCCACAUUCACAUUUCCAAAAUUUGGAAUAACCGGACCAAAAAUGACAGUUGAAAGCAAAGAUUUAAAUUCUGACAACAAAGUGUCUGAAGCACAUAUUUCAUCAACAGGUGAAGGGAUGAUAGCUGAGGCCUCUGAAGUUGAGAAUGUCAGAAUAAAUUUGGAGUUGGAUAAGGAAACGGCUAAAUCUGAAGUUGAAUUUAAAGGUCCCUCUAUUGACGGUAAAACUGAAAUAACAGGUAAAGAAAUAUAUGCAAAGGGAAAGAAGCCAAGGAUUUCUUUUCCAAAGUUUGGAUUUUCAAAACCAGACAUUAAAUCAUCUGAUGUAAAUGUCAGUCUUCCAAUUGGAGAUAGUUCCCUUGCAGAAGGAAACAUUGAAAUCAAAGUGUCCGAAACUGACAUGAUAGCUACUGAAAUAGAGCCUAAAGUAGAAGCUGAUGUUGGAAGUUCUCCAAGGAAAUAUAAACUACCAGUAAUUAAAAUGCCUAAAUUUGGCUUUUCAUCAGCUAAAGAAAAAUCCACUGAUCAAGACACAGGCACCAUGCAAACAGAUCCUGGAAGUCCAGGAAUCCCUUUGGAGGGAACAACUUUAAAAUUGGACAAACAAAUUGACAGUUCUCACGAUUCCAAAGAAGAAACAUCUGGCUUAAGCCUUUCAUUUCCAGAAAUCAAAAGUCAAGACAUUAUUUCCACUAGACUUGAAAAGGGCAAACAUCCUGUAGACCAGCCCUCGACUGUUCUUGAAGGUGGAGAACAUCAUGCAAGUGGGAUUGUUUUGGAUGCUCCGAAAGUGGAUAAAGGUAGAAUUCACAUGAAAGUAGAGGAACCUGAAAAAUCAUCCAGAUUUAAUUUACCUUCAUUUGGGGAUGUAUUUAGAGGAUUUGAACUUGAAUUUCAUGUUCCAAAAUUAGAUGAAGAUGAGAAAACUCUUACAUCACCAAAAGAAGAAAUUGGUCCUUCUGCUAUAGAAGAACAGGAUAUCCAUGGUAAGAGUGUAGGAAAGGACCUUGGUCAUCAGCCCAAAUUUAGUACGCUAACUGAAGGGACAGCCGAAGCCUCAUCUUUCACUAAAGAAGCAGAAGUAAAAGAAAUGUCAAAAUUUAAGUUUUGGUUUCCAAAGAUAAGUUUUGCUGAGUCCACAGAGAAAAGCAAAAGUAUGACUUCAAACGUGGUGACUGAAAAGAAGGACAUGUUAACACAUCCUCAGGAAAAGAAGGAAACUGAAGACAAUAAAGAACCAGAGGCAAAUACAGAGAAGGGCAGCUGGUUUAAGUUUUCUAAGUUUGGAACAACUUCACCCUCAAAAACUAUCAAAGAAUCAGAGAAAGUCAUCAGUCUUCCCAAAGAAAAUCUUGACAAGAAUAACGAGGGUGAGGUUGCAGAAGAAGACUUCAGUCUGACCUCAUCUGUGAGAUCAUCAGAUGCCUUUGCAGAUAUCAGUUCCACAAUUACAAGUGAACAGGUUGGUCCUUCAGAAGCAUCACCAACAAAAGUAAUGGUAAAGUACUCUGAACCAGCUGUUAUCAUAGGUGUUGGAGAGGUUAAAGUCCCUGGUGAUGUGAUUACCUCAACAGCAAGAACUGAACUGAUUUGUCUGGAGCCAAAAUUACCUGAAAAGUUUGAGACAGACACUAUUCCCAUUGCUGAGGGUGAGACAUCAUUGCUACAACACACUCUUAGGGAGAAGACAGGCGACACACAUGACAUCACACCAGACAUACAGAAAGUACCAGACACUGAGCAAGUUACUAUAGUUACUAAAUUGGAAACCCGCUCUGUACAAGAUGAGUCCCUGAAGAAAGUUGUAAAAAUGGCCACUGUACCUUGGACUGUUGAGGCUCCAACUGAAAGCCUUAGCAAAACCCCUGGAGAACACAUUAUGGUGGAGAAGUGUGUAGUGAAGGAGAAGUCAGGUGAUGAGAAGGGCACAGUCGUCAUAACGCAGAAGGUAACUCAUGUUGUCCGUGGUGACCUGGGGGAGCCCGCUGUUGAUGAUGCAGCCUCUGCAAUCAAAAAGCUGAAAGACACUAUGCACUCUGAAAAGCUGAGAUUCUUUGAAGGAGAUGAAACAUUAAGGGUCACUGUAAGUACUCAUGGUAUAGAGACGCAGAUGUUUGAGCCCUCCACUGAGAAUAAGUAAGAUUGCAAGGAAAUGAUAUUCCAGUCAUACCAUCACUAUAACCUUCUCUUUCUAAGCAGCUAUAAAGCCCAAUUUAUUUGCAUAUAUCUGCUAGUAAGUCUCAGCAUCUACAGUGUAACACCUUAUUAUUAUGUCUUAAGACAGCAUAUCACUUGCAUAACAUCCAGAUGUACUCAUUUAUGUGAAUGUGUAAUUAAGCAACUCUUAGCCUUAUUUUAAUACAGAUUAAAAUUCCACUGCCAAAGAAAUUAUUAGCAGGAUAUUCAAGAACUCUAGUAAGAAAGAACUUCACACUGUGUCUUUAUUUUAUAGUAGCAACUUUGGGGUAAACAUGCAAGAAUGCAAGUGAUUCAUUGUUUUUAAUUGUUUUUAAGCUUGACUAAAAAUUACUUUAAGAAGUAAAAUGAUAUUUACACUAACAUGUACCUUAACACAAUUAACAGUUCUAUACAUUUUAAAGGUGGCUAAAGCUUUGUUUUAGAUAAAUAGAAAAAUGCAAUCAGUUGUUAAAACACUGAGAAAAAAAAUCACGAAAGUAAAACAGAUUAACAGCUUUGACAAUUCUGUUCUGAAAAAUGUAAAGUGUGGAAAUAGAAUAUAUAGUGUAAAUAUAUCUAAUUUUAUUAACCUUUUGCAAGUUUCUUUAAUGGUGGCGCUUGUUGUUUGUAAUUUUUCCUUUCUGAUGUAAUCAAUUGCAUUUGCACAAAAUAUUAAAAUGGAAAUGCAAAAACAUAA